Molecule: messenger RNA, 17467 nt
Organism: Acanthoscelides obtectus
Lineage: Eukaryota; Metazoa; Arthropoda; Insecta; Coleoptera; Chrysomelidae
Source: the annotation of a GenBank genome assembly
GUACCGGGGACGACCACCCUUUCUACGAUUCGCGAACAGCUGGAGGGGGCGGAGCGACGCCGUCCCGCGGCUCCGCCUCCUGUCGAUCGCGGGACCGUGAUAGAGACCGCCCCCCUUACACAACAAACGGCCCCACCUACCAGGACAGCAGGCAAUCGGCGCGUCACGGCCGAAGCAGCGGCCAACCUGCGGGCGGAGGUGGUACCGGAAAUGGUGGGGGCGGAGGCGGUACCGGGGGUGGGAGCGGGGCCGGUGGGGGCGGCGGAGGAGGAAUCGCCAGUCAGGGAGGCGGAGCAGGCACUGCUACAACUGCCACGGUGCCCUCAGCUACCCAGGCGACGACGACGGCAGGAGGCCAGCCGUGGGCUUAUGACGGAACCAAUAGGUAUAAUAGUAGUAGUACGAGUCAGUCAGAUACAGGGUAUAGUACGACGCCGUCAGAUAAUAGUGACAGGCGUAGUUCAGAUCAAAGUUCAAAAAAGACCAAGACCAAGUCCAGGUCCGGAUCGAGGUCACCGUCACCCACACCUAGCACCAGCAGUCGAUCUCCAUCUAGGUCGCGCAGUCGCAGCACAAGCAGCAGCGCGUCGUCCUCCUCGUCGGCGUCGACGGCGGCCGGCAGCGCCAGUACAGCCGUCGUGUCGUCCUCCGCCGCCCCCACGUUAGGCUCCGCCCAUUCGCACCCUCACCACUAUCACCACCACCAUGCGACAGCUACGCCUACAUCCACCGAAGGGGGCGGCGCUACGACCACGGGAGAUCGACGCCCAUUGGCCAUCUGCGUCAGAAACCUGCCUGCGCGAUCAUCGGACACCUCUCUCAAGGACGGUCUCUACCACGAGUACAAGAAACACGGCAAGGUCACUUGGGUCAAAGUUGUCGGACAGGAUGCUGACCGGUACGCCGUCGUUUGUUUCAAGAAGGCUGAAGAUGUUGAUAAGGCGCUUGAGGUGAGCUACGACAAGCUGUUUUUCGGCUGCAAGAUCGAGGUGGCGCCCUAUACAGGGUGUUACGACGUGGACGAUAACGACGCCCGCUCCUAUGAAGCGGACGUCGAUGAGUACCACCCGAAAGCGACCAGGACGUUGUUCAUAGGCAAUUUGGAGAAGGACGUCACUGCGUCGGAACUCAGGAAACACUUCGAUCAGUUUGGAGAGAUCAUCGAAAUUGACAUCAAAAAGCAGGGUGCAGCGGGGUCGUACGCAUUUUGUCAGUACGCCGACAUCGCAAGCGUCGUACGCGCGAUAAGGAAGAUGGAUGGAGAACACCUGGGAAACAACAGAGUUAAGCUGGGCUUCGGCAAGUCGAUGCCCUACAGCUGCGUUUGGGUCGACGGAGUAGGGGAAGGAGUCACUGAAAAGUACCUGAGGAUACAGUUCGAGCCUUACGGCGCCAUUAGCAAGAUCCACGUAGAUAGGGAUCGGGGACAGGCCCUGGUGUUCUACGAGCAAGUUCUGAGCGCCCAAGCGGCCGUAAACAAAAUGCGGGGGCAUCUCCUUAAAAACGGAGGCAGAGUGCAGGUGGACUUCGCCAGCAGAGAGUGCCAGGAAGCCUUUUUUGAACGGCUGGAGAAGCAAGGAGGAGGAGUGGUGAUAGUAGAUGGAAGAACGAGCGUUAGUGUCGGGAGUGUUUUCGAUGAAGGCGUUGUCGUUACUGGAGGGAGGACUAGUAGAAGUUUUGAAGCUACUGUCGCUGUGACUAGAUAUUCUAGGUAUGAAUCUUCAUCAUCCCGGCCGCGAACGUCAUCCUACGGUGGCACUAGAUCCGCCCCUGCAUCGUCAUCUGCAGGCCACCAAUCACCGUCAGCCGUUUCGGUAGUGGGCGUGGUCGGUUCGGCCACGCCCCGAACUUCCGAAAGGCCGUCCAGGGGCGGAACUGGACGAAGGUGUUUUGACUACUAUUCUGCUGCGGCUGUGGCUGAUGAUUAUGCUCCUCUAGAUAGACAUCUCUUUCGGAGUUAUGAUGAAUAUAGUCAAGCAUCAUCAGCGUCACAUGAUGAUCUCUAUGAUCAUGAAUAUGGGUUUGUGCAUGAUAGUCCAACGCAUCUAGAUGGUGUAAUGACCUUUGCCCCUCCAGAGAUUAGAAACCUGCAGAAAGAGCGGGUACAUCUGCUAGAACAACUAGAGGAAUGCCCUAGUAGUGGAGAUGAGCUAAUUAGCCCUAAGAAAAGACUCAAGUUAGAUUUGUUGGAAUCAGCGAUGACCAGUGAUGUUAUCAUUGAGGCUAACAGAGACCAUAGGAAAGUGACGGAAGUCCGACGAUUAUCCGACACACCAUCUGCUCUGUCUAAGCUCUCCUCUCACCAUUCGCGGCGUCCUUCUGCAGAUUCCUCUUCCUCCUCAUCGAAACACAGUAGACAUGACGGCGACAGAUAUGUGACGUGUAAAAGGAGGAAAACCCAAACGCCAUCUGCAGGCAGCAGUAAUCACCAUCAUCAUUCGUACGUGUCUUCUACGACGUCCACCACCGUGGUUGAUCAUCAUAAUGCGGCGACGAGUGGAUCUGAAGCGGGUGGUUCCAGGCCUGGAACUCCUUUAUGCGAUGAACGCCCGGAGAACUGUUCAUCGACGAUGCAAGUUGAGCCACCAAGAAGGACGACGCGGGAACGAGAGGGGCCCAUCUCUUUACCUCUACCUAAGUUUGCUGCGCAAGUUAUAAGUAGGGGAGCGUGGAUAAGUAGCAUAGCAGCGGCGACCAAACAGCAACAACAGACCGUCACCUGCAUCUCGACCAAUCCCCAACCGCACCACCAACAUCCGCAUUCUACAACAGUGCCCGCCCCUUUGUCAUCCCCACCCGGCCGCAGCAGCAGCAACCCCGCCCCUCGGCCUCCAAGCCCCGCCCACAUGCACGUGGUACCGCCACCGGCGAGUCCGCCUCCCCGAAGGCCUUCAUCGGGUACGUCCAGCGAUAGCGACGGUGCCGCAUCUCCUCCAUCACCCUCUUUAGAGGAGCGAAUCAGGAGUCUGGACGAGAAGUACGAAAGGUGGAGUGGGAGCAGAGUGGCAACGGGCAACAACGGGUCCGCUACUGGUGGCAUAGAGGCAUGCUUGGAAAGGUUCAGGCAGAGGCAUAAGCUGCUCGAUCUUGAUCUCAAGGAAAUUCAACCAUCUGAAAUAGUAAAAUCCGUCCUCGCGAAGCGGUCAGUGUUCGACGAGGACCUGAAGCGGUUGGAGAACGUGAACGAAAAGUACGAACCGCGCGAUUUUGGCCUGUUCAGCAGCCGGCUAACUGGGGGUGGAAGUGCAGGCACAAUCAUCUCCACAAGUACGAUAUCGAGCACCACCGACUCCACUCCAACACCAUCGGUGGCACUGAAGUUGUCCACGCUGGUGGGCGCUUUACCUGCUGGGCAACCCACGACGGUGACGGUGGCCACCGCGGCCACAGUCUUGGCUACAGGUCAGCAGACACCACCUCAUGGGGUUAUGUCACCCAGAGCCACACCUGGUUCCAAUUUACCGGCGCCAGCGGCGAAGGGUCUCCAAUAUCCUUUUCCCACUCAUCCUCCAUUGUUGAUAGCCCCAGCACCGCCCCCGAUGCCGCCGCAGCCUAUUUCUACCACGCCCAUUUCUACGGCUACGCCCACUAUAGCUACUAUCCCGUCGAGUGUAGUUACCACGCCGACGACGUUGAGCAUCGCUCCAACUACCGUUGCAGGGGACUCUAGACUGAAACCAUGCUCCGCAACUGCGACACCGAAACCCGCCCCUGUAAAUAGAAGCGCCUCCACGGAGAAACCUUCUGCGAACAUUCCCCCAACGAGCGCGGAAGUAAACCGCGCCGUACGCGAGACCAAGUCCAGCGACAAGGUGACGAGUAGGCGUGACUCGGGCAGCAGCAGUUCCCCUAGAGGGGCGGCUGAAAUCACCAGGAGAAGGAACAGCGACUCCAACAGAAGGGCAGAGCCGACGGAGAGCAGCAGCGAAAGGGAAAGGGCGCAAAGCGAGGAAAGGAAGAAGGAGCGCUUAGAGAAGAUUCGAAUAGAGAAUGAGAAGUUAGAGAAGGAACGUCUGGACAGGGAGAGCGCAGAAAAGGAGAAGCAGGAGAAGGAAAGGGCCGAGAAGGAAAGGCUGGAGAAAGAGAGGUUGGAAAGGGAAAACGAGUUAGAAAAACAAAGGCUGGAGAAGGAGAGGCUGGAAAAAGAACGCCUGGACAAAGAGCGAAUAGAACAAGAACGACUAGAAAAAGAAAGGAUAGAAAAGCAACGACAAGAAACUGAAAGGUUAGAAAAAGAGCAAAUAGAGAAGGAACGACUAGAAAAAGAAAGAAUAGAAAGGGAACGAACAGAAAAGGAGAGGAAAGAAAGGAAAGAUAGUGAAGAGAAAGAACGAAGGGAACGUGAAGAACAAGCUCGACAAGACAAGGAAGAACGGGAACGGAGAGAAAAAGAAGAGUUGGAAAGACGAGAGAAAGAAGAUAGAGAGAGGAGGGAAAGGCAAGAGGAGGAGGCGAAAGCAACGGCGAAAGAGCGUCACGAAAAGGAGCGGAGACAUAAAGAAGACAAUCAAGAUAACAAAAAGAAGGACGACCAUAGCAAACAUAGCGAUAGUAGUAGCAGACAUAAGGAGAAUAGUCUAGAUAAACAUACCAAAGAUAGCACUACUUUACACUCACAUAGUGGAGACAAAGUCAAACACCACUUCGAAAAAGAACGCUCGAAAGAGAGCAUCAAAGAAAACAGAGAUAACAACGUCCAUGAAAAACAGAGAAGCGAAGUCAACAAUCGCGGCGUUAUAGAGAGUAGGCAUAUGUCGAUAGAAUUAGAUAAAAAUAGACUGCAUUACGAGAUUAAGGAUAAUAGCAAACGGAAGGAGAGAAAUAAUAGUCUACCCGCUAGUUUAGGCUCUAAGAGACGACUUAGCGCGCAUGAAAGCUUAGAGAAUAUAGAAGAAUGUAAAAAGCUUAAAUUAAGCCACGAACAUAAAAAGGUAAGUGAAAGGAGGGAUUCCAAAGACAGUACCCGUUCAGAGGACAAGUCGAAAAGUAAACAUAAAAACAAUGUAAACAAAUCUCAUGAGAAAUCUAAAGAUGAGGAAAAGAGAAAAGAAAAAGACAAGGAACGCGAAGAGAGACAUAAAAAACACAAACAGGAUAAACAAAAGUCGAAGAGUAAAAGUCGAGAAAAAGAUACGACUGUCACAAUUUCUUCUACAAGAGAAUCACCAAAUACGACAACUAGUCCAAUUACCGAUAAAGAUUUUAUGGCCCACUUAGAUUUAAGGUCCAAUGAGGAUAUAGAGAAACUUAAACGAGAGGUUAAAGAAAAACAACAUACAGAAGAAAAGGAAAUCAAAGAUGACAAAUUGAAAAAAUCAUGCGAGAAACACAAUCCAGACAAACCUAAAAGCCGGAGUCCAGAAGAGCCAACACCUGAAGAGAGAAAGAAGAAAGAGCGGUUAAAGAGCGGAAGUGAAUCAGACGAACCCAGGAAACACUCCAUUUUCGAUAUUGUGGUUGAUGAACCAGCAUACAUUUCAAUGUAUGACAAAGUGAAAGCUCGAAGUUGCAAGAACAUGGCGAAGCAAGAGGAAGAGAAGCGACAAGAGAAGAUCAAAGCCAAGUUCAGUCAGCUGAAGCAAAGCAGAGCAAAACGAGAAGAAAAGAAACGAUCCACUUCAUGGGACGAAGAUUCCGACUCCGAAAAAGAUCAUACAGAAGUCAAAAUGAAGCGUUGUCCGAAAAUGCUGAUUGACAGCUCCGAUGAUGAGAGCCAAGAUAGAAGACAUACCAAAAAGAGAGAAAUCUAUACGGAUUCAGAUUCAUCAGUGGCGAUGAGACAUAUUAAACAGGAACCAAUUGACACUAGUGAUGAUGAAAUCAAAGAGAAAAAUAAACAUUUGGCUUUGAAAAAUAUAAAAUCCAGAAUAUCGGGCGAUACCUCAGAAGACGAUUGCAACAGAAAGAAGGUUCAGAUCAAAACCGAAUUGUUGUCUGACACUGAAAAUACGACAACCGAAGUGGCUGACGAAAAAGCACAACUUGUGAAAAUUAAGGAUGAGAUGGAGAGAUUGAUCAAGAAAGAAAGGCGUAAUAGCAAGCAUCAAGAGGCUGUGAAAAUCAAUGAAACCAAUGCUACGACUGUUGUCAGUUUCGCGGAUAAGAACCUACCAGAAGAGAAGCCUGAGCAGUUCAGUUACAGGCAUAGUUUUGUCGACAAUACCUCCGAUGAAGAAAUGCACGAAGCAGUGAAGAAAGAAAAGGCUGAACGAAGGGAAAAGAAACAUAAAAAGAGACAAAAGAAACAGAAACACCUAUUGAGUGAAGACGAAACGAAAAUAGACGUGGCAGAAGGUAACCAGACAGAUGAAAAAACCAAACUCCACGAACGCAAGAAGGAGCAUAGCAAAAAAGAAAAACGACGAGAUAAAACACGGGAAGGCAAAGAGAAAUCUAAGAAAAGCAAAAAGAACAAGGAUCAAAAGUCUGAUGGAAAACGUGAAGCUAAGAUGGAAAAUAUAUUUGGGUCCCUCUCUGAAGAUUCAGAAAAUGGUACGAAAGAGCCUGAACAAGAAGAACAAAAACAACUCGAAAACUUUAUGGAUGAGGAAACAGCUCCAAGACCGACUAUAUGCAUCAGCGAAGCCGAGAAAGAACGAGAACCAAAGACACAAGAAAAAGAGGAACGUGAACGAGAAAGGGAAGAGCAUAAAAGACGUAAAGAAAAGAAACGUCGUGAGAAAGAAAGAAGGUUAAAAGAAGCCCAGGCAGCUGCCGAAGCCAUCAGCAAUGAAAAUAGCAUGGACUUUGCCGAUAUGGGAAAACAACUGGAAGCCAAUAUGAUGCAGGAUGAAAGUCUGGAUUCUGCGGAGAACAAAACACCUGAGGGAAUACCUGAUAUUUCUAGAGACAAUUCGUUCAACUUCACUGGUUUAAAUGAUGUAUCAGAACACAGAGACAAAGAAGAGCGUAAAGAAGGCAAAGAAAAGAAGAAAAAGCGGAAAAAGAGUAAAGAUGAGAGAGGAAAACACCAUCAUCAUCACCACCACGACAAAAACAAGACGAAACCUCCAGAGGUAAAGAAAGAAGCUUCCUCUCCCACAACAGAGGUACCUCUUGUUGAGGUGGUACCUGCAGAACCAAAAAAUACCCCUCAACAUCCUAGUUUGCCUACUCUAGAUGAACCAUCUCCUGUUGAAAAUGAAAGCCCCGCUUCUGAUUUUCUAUGCGUAUCGCCAAUUCCCAGAGAGCCACCUCUUAUAAGUCCAAUACCAAGCACCCCUACUACUUCGAAAGAAAAGAAACGUGACAAACUUAUACCUGGCUUUGGUACAGAUAUCGAUGAAAAACUACACGAGUCAGCUGUCAAAUCAAUUUCAAAAGAAUUCGAACCAGUAGUAAAGAAAGAAGAGAUAAAAGAAGAAGAACCUCAAGUAGAAUCGCAGAAAAUAGCUGAAGAAAAACCACGUGUGAUAAUAUCUCAAGAAGAAACUGAAGAUGCGGUAGCUGCACUUUUAGGCGAAAGUUUUGGAGAUGAACAAUACAACGAAGAAAUCCCUACACCUACUGACCAACCCAUCCCGCUAGUUGAAGAAAGCAUUGUUCAGGAUGAUGAAGAGAUGAGACAAGCAGUGCAAAGUCUAAGCGCCACUGAUGGAGACCUAGAUGUCAAGCCCGAUACUCCUCAAAGUGAACAUGAGUUGCAGAUCGACACUGACACUGAAGAACAAGAUGAGGUAGCCAAAUAUGAACCCAAGACACCUGAGAUAUCUCAACCGACUACACUUGAGUUCUAUCCGGCAAGGACUGAGCCAGAGAAAGUUCCGACCAUCCAAAACCCGAUUGUUAUUAAGACUACGGCAAGUAUAGUAGCUGCUCCAAGUAGUCCACCAUCUCUAACUCCUAUAAAGUCUGCUGUGGAAGCAAAGAAGAUCAUUGAGCUGGAAGCUCGGAAAUCGAUAGGGCUAGAAGCUCGGAAAUCGAUAGAGCUAGAAGCCAGAAAGUCGAUAGAAUUGGAGUCAAAAAGCUUGCCGGUGUUACCGGAGCAUAAACAAGUACCUGUGGUAACCCAGUCUUGGUCCAUGGAGAAGAAAAUUGAGAUGAAUGAUCCUACGUUGCUCAAAAUCGAAAACCGGCCAUCAAUCGAACCUACAAAGGCUCCUCCGUUAAGGCAGUACCCAGGUCCCACGCUGUUGAAGCUAUCAGAACCUACGGUUUAUAAGACCAUAACGAAACCUGAACUGCCGACGCUAACACCUGUUGUGGACCCGCCGAAAAUCAUACAAACAAAUGUCUCAAAAUCACCAACAUCAUCUCAGAUGCACAAUUUACCUGCGAGGUCACCUGUACAGUCCUCAAAACCGUCGAUGUCUUUGCAUGAUCCAAACGUUCCAUCCAAGAUCACGACAGGUUUAGUACAUAACAGGUUGCCUAUAACUCCAGUUAUGGCGUCAAAACCGAUGCAAGCAACUACUGUCAUUUUACAGCAAUCAAAGCUACCCCAUACCCUAGAUCCACCCAAGUUGGUUCCCACUUCUGAAAGGCCAAGAAUGGUGUUCCAAGCAUCAGCACAGCAAUUCGCAAACUUUGCUCCUGGUCAACCUAGGAUGAUGAUACAAGGAAACAUUAGGCAUCUACCGCCCCAAGGGCUAUUGGUCCCGACUAGACAGAUUAAUCCACAAACCUUCAGUUAUUUGAGUCAGCCGAACUUCAACAUGCCACCAGUUAUCAAAGAUGGAUCUUCAGCAGUAACACCUCAAGACAAACCUCAGAUGGAGAUGAAAGUACCACCAUUGAGCAUCGUAACCACUCAACCGUCUACUCAUGUUCCUCUUCAUUUGCCGCCGAUGGUUCCCAAAGAGCAUACCUCGAAACCUCCAACUCCGACAUUAUCCAGUCCAAGGUUGACAACGAGCACACCAAGUCCCAAGUCGUAUAAAGCAGCCUCACCUUCUCCAAGACCUGUCAACGUGCCGAAUUCGCCGAUUAUGCCAGCAGUCAGUCCCAAACCAGCUUCGCUAACUCCGUGCCAGAGUCCGAAGAUAUCUGCUACGGCCGUACCUACGCCUGUUUCGACCGCCGAGUCAUCUCAGUCAGACAAAAGUGAACUGAUCUCGUCCACGGCUGAGAUCGCAUCUUCUAACCUCGAAAUCGUCAAUUCCAAACCAGAGAUCAUACAAUCUAAGGUCGAAUUGCCUCCUUCAUCACCACUUAAGCCUGAGUCUGCACCUGUGGAGCCUGUUACAACACCUGAGCAGCCGAAAAUCGUCGAAGUUCAGAUACCUGAGACUGUGACUAAGGCUCCCACUUCGGUACCGAGUAGUGUGAUCAUGUCUCCAAAGGCACCGAAGGACGAAGAACCUAAGGCGGAGGCUCCUAAAGAAGAGGUAACAGAGUUGCCGAAGAAAUUGGCUAUUGAAAAGGUAACUGAUGAGCUGAACGUGAGCCUCAGAGCGGAAAUUCCAGAGGUCAAAGAAGAACCGAUGGAAGUAAAACCAGAAGAAAAGCCCAAGAUAGAGCUCAAAGUGGAGCCAAACAUUGAGCCCAAGAUUGAACCUAAGGAAGAACAACCAGCUAUGGUUCCCGCUAAAGAAGAACCCAUCAAAGAUUGUCACUCUGACAAGGAAAACGCUCCAAUAGAAAAAAUGGACGAGGAAAAGACGGAAACCGAAAGCAUAGUAUCCGACGUAAGCAAAGAGCGUUUGAGCGCCGAUAUCCUGACCAAAGAUGAUCCAUUGGAUACCAAAGAGGAUAGCGAUUAUUGGUCGGCGAAAGAAGUAAACAUCGACUCUGUGAUAAAGACGCUGUGCUCGGCAGAUGAGUUAUCAGAUCAUAGCGAGGGCGAGACUGCCAAAGAUGAAUGGCUUAAUAAUAGCAAAGUAGAAGAACCUACGAAGCCUGAAAUCACUGAUAAAAAAGAGUCCGAGGUUACACCCGAGAAAAAGGAGGUUACGUUGGAGACGAAAGAUGACGAAGCUCAUAAUAUUGAUGAGAGUGCCGAACCUGAAGAUAGUACACAGAAAGAGACGAAUGAGGUUACCACUCCACGUAGCAGUAAUCCAAGAGGUCGUGGCGGCAGAGGUAGACGCGGUGGCAAAACGCCCACAACCCGCGCAGCUACAGUCGAACGAGGAGGCAUUCAAACUAGACGAGGAAAACUGAAAGAACAGGUUGUCGCUACCACUCCUGUGAAAAGAGGCAGGGGAGGUCGACCGAGGGGCGGCGACAGAAAAACGAGCAAGACCGAAUCGGAGAAUGCAUCGACGGAUGUCUACGAGUUUAGGGAUGAGUCUGAUGAAGCGAAUAAAGAACAGAGACCACGCUUGAUUUUGACUAUCAAAAGUCCUGCUGUUUCCAGCUCUUCUGGCUCACAGACUACGGCGAUUGUUAAGGAGGUUACGAAGGACGGUGCAAAAGAGAUCGUGAAGGAAGUUCCUUCUACAACACCACCAAAAGAACAGGUCACACCUAUAAAGACCGAGUCCAAGGAAGACUUCACUCCUCCCACACCCACUAACACCAGGAAGUCGCGACGUCUACAAGAGAAGGACACAUCGAGGAACGCGAUCGAUGAUACUAUCGAUGACGUGGUAAAGAACACCACUGUUCAGACAAGAUCAACGUCGCACCAGAGGAGAGCUACGCGACAACAGGGCGCUGCUUCCAAGCAAGUAACUGUCGCCCCUCUGCCAGAAACACCUAGAAAGUCGCCCAGAGGCAGAAAGGCCAGAAGGGGAUCUGAGGCUACAGAAACUUCGUCUUCGGAAGAAACUACCAAGGAAGAGGUGAAACGUACAAUUCCAACUCCACCUCCACCAUCGCCUGCACCAACUGCAAAGGAUUCGGAACCCACAAAGGAAUCACCAGCUACAACAGAGAGUGAGAUUCCAAAACCACCCGAGAUGCCACCGAAAGAAAAACCUCUGGAGAGCCUGAAGGCGGCCAUGUUGCGGCGUAUCAAAGGCGAAAUGGCAGCUAAAAAUCAACAACUCCAACAGCAUGAACCUACCAAUCUCAUCGAUCCAGUUACUGGAGAGCUCAUUCCGAUGCGGGAGUGCGAGGAGGGCAAGUACAUUCCCUUACCAGGAUCUGUGCCGCCUCAAGAGGAGAAGAAGCCCCUGGUUGAACCUCCAAAGCCUCCUAGCUCGCCAAUUUCUGCGGUACCAGAUGUUAUCACUACCAGUUCAACACUAACUGCAAUCACGUCUCCAGUUGUCACCACGUCCAUGGCGCCUGCCAUCACCUCGACCAUCGUAACAACCACCUAUGAAGCGCUAAAACCAUCGACUAGUGUGAUAUCUCAACCUCAGCAGAUCGCUAUAGUGCAGCAGGUGAAGCCACCAACAUUGAAAGCACAUGUACUGAGCUCACAAGCAUGUCAAGCGGCUGUGAUACAACCACAAGUUUCAGUGCAGGUCAAGGUGGCACCAAUUCCAGUAUCAGUUCCGAUCGUGUCAUCAGUACCUCAACCACCAGUGGUAACAGUAGCAGCAAAACACGUACCUAUGACAACUCCAUCAAAACCUGUGAUAACAACAGUAGUUUCAAGACCCAUCCCCUCACCUGUGGUCGCAAAGGCUGCUGUACCCUCAAUGUCCAUCACAAGAACCUCUUCGCCCAUAGUUAUUUCCAAGAUAACCACCCCAAUCAUUACUACCAAACCAACAACGCCGAUGGUUACAAGAACACUGACACCUAUCAACCAACAUCUCACUGUGAACACCAGCAUGAGUAUGGGCAUGAUUAGUCCGUCGAAUUUGUCUCCCAGACCGAACGUUUCGAUGUCUGUAGCAUCGAAACCAAUGCCCAAACAGGUGGUGAAACCACCAGUACUGUCUCCAGUACUCGGGUUGCAUAAACCAGCACAGCCUAUCAUCCAACAAGGCAAGCAACAGCCUAUGGUCACUCAGGCCAUGGUCAAUACGCAGUUGGCCCAUAUGAAACAACAGCCUCAACAACAGCCCAUUCUAAAACAACAACAGGUUAUAAUGGGCAAGGCACCGAUCGUGAAAUCCGUUCAUUCGCUACACCAAGGGCAGAUCCUGACUGGAGCAGUACCCUCACCGCAGUCACCUCUAGGGGCAGCAUGCCGUAUAAUCCCACCUCCAAUGGGCGCAGCAAAGGGAAUGAUGGAACCGCCCAAGGUGGACGUUUCAAUGGCCAACAUUAUACUUGGACAAAGGGCCAAGCUGUCACCUCAGGCGCCGCAACAAAGAUUGGCUGGCAUGCCCUUGCCAGGAUACGAGCCCAGCUUGCAUGGAGAAAGGAGCUUGCUUAACCGCAGUAGAAGUCCGCCACCAGCUCACCAAAAUUCACCAUCACCAAAGGGGGAACCAGUGGCCCACUUUUCUCCAGGACCUCUUCGACCACCACCAGAUCUGACUCCAGCUCACUACAUACAUCCAACACACGUAAUGCAGUACCAACAGUACCUGAGACAACAACUCCAGCUCACGAGAACGGGUAUAGAAAAAUUAGGCGACGGCCAAGAAGGAGAAGAAGCUCCAGUAACAUCACCACCUUUGGAACUGAGAAGACCUGGAUCUGUUGGGUUGGCUCUCACCAGUCGAGCUGCGGCUGUGCCGCACAGCUUGCAUUCUCCUCACGACAGAGCAACAGACUCGCCGCAGAUCGCGCAAGUAUACAAUGCCCCAGCACUACUCCCUGGCGCUGCGGUGGCGGCCCGAGGUGUACCCCCACCCACACCAACGGUGGCCCCCUUCACGCGUUACUACGACGGUGGAGAACCCCCUCCUGCUCAUCGUCCCCUCACCAGUCACGCGGCAGGCUUAGCAGGCCUAGGCCCACCACCACAUCCUCAACUGUCCAUCGAACGCCCGCUGCCUUCUCAUCACCUGGGGGCGGCUGGGAAUCUUCUGGGAGCGGUCGCCAGGCAUGCACCCAGCACUGCUGAUGCACCUGCUACACAGCGAGGGCUCCAAGCCGCCACACCUCCUCACGCCAGCCAAGUGCCACCACAGGCGGAAAGUCUGUUCAUGUUGCUCAAGCACUAUCCAUGCAUGUGGCAAGGACUUCUAGCUCUGAAGAACGACCAAGCGGCUGUGCAGAUGUAUUUCGUGUCUGGCAACGACGAUGUGGCUAAGUGCAGUCUACCUAAGAACAUGGACGGCUCGACGCCACCACUUCGAAUAUUCCAGAGGAUGAGGCUCGAACCACUUCAAGUGGAGGGAGUUGCUAGAAAGAUGCAGAUGGAGAACGAACACUGCAUGUUACUGGCGCUGCCAUGCGGUCACGAUCAUAUGGACGUAUUGAAACAAUCAAGGAACUUAACCAGUGGUUUCAUCACCUAUCUUCAACAGAAGCAGGCUGCUGGUAUUGUAAAUGUUGCAGCACCAGGCACUACUCAACCGCCUGCGUAUGUGAUACACAUCUUCCCAACUUGCGACUUCGUAAACGAAAACCUACGCAGGAUCGCCCCCAGCCUGCUAGAACGAGUCGCAGACAUCGCUCAUCUGUUGAUCGUCAUCACUACCGUGUGAUUAUUAUUACUACAACAUAUAUGGAAUAUGGUUUUGAAAAGGAAACCCUAUGAUUGCGUAAUUCACAAAUAUCGAAUAUGAUUUUGAAAUGUUUAUGUGGAAACCCUGUGAUUGGGUAAUUCCGAAUUGUCUAUCAAUCUCAUCUGUUGAUGUAUCUGGUAUUAACUCUGUUAUUUUCUGGAGUUAAUUUUUUACAGCGAUCGUGUGCGAUUUGGAUUUCAAAGUAAUAUGACUUAACCUGAUAUAUGAAGAUAUUGUGAUCAAAAUUUGAUCUAGACAUUGAAUUGUAUAAUCCAAAAUUGCUACAAAAAACUGGGAUAGUUUUCCGUUUGAAGCUUAGAAAUCUUAUUAGAAGCUGUUAUAUAUCUUCUAAAAUCUUAGAAGAAACCUUUUAAACAUCAAUGGAUGUUGUGUAGAAUCAUAGAAAAAGCUAACUAUACCGGUUUGAGUGGUUUUUUUCAAAGCACUUGGGCUAUACUAAACCUGACGUAUAUGAUAUUGCUAAACAAUUUCUUAUGGAUUUUCCAAUCGAAGAAUGACGAUUAAAAAAUGGUAUAUCAAACGUUGCAGAAUGAAACGUUUAGUUGUACUGCGACAUCCUGAUUAACUUUUGAUGAACCAUUUUAAUAAAUAUUGGGGAUUUCAUUAAUGAAAAUCACUCUUUACAUAUUGACGCAUCGAUUAUGGUAACUAAUUAUUGAAGUUAAUUACGAUUUUUAGAUGUUUUUCUCACAAAAGCACAUUAUCACGUAUACACUAUAUUGUUGUCUCUCUUUUGCGUACUACUACCUACUACACACACAAAAUAGUGACAAGGUUUAAAAUUCAAAUGCAGAGGCAAAUAGGGAUAGAAAACUUAACAUUACCAAUAAAAUGACGUUUUGAUGCUGUAAGGAAAUGUUUUACGAGUUUUGUUUGACAAAUUUGACAUUAUGCACUAGUCAAUUUUCAUGACAUUGCAAUUGAAGCAUUCACCAGUGAAUUGCAUCUUCAGAAGCAGAUCGAAGUUAAUUCUUCUGCUUCUUCCCAAAAACUGAUAAAACUGGGGUCUGUGGUCGGUAUUUAAUUAGUUGAAUAUUUGCUACAGGAAUACUGGGAGUUUUGUUGCUAUUUGCCUGACUAUACUGCUUAUUAUGAAUAUCUACUUUUCGGGCACUUCAUACUAUAAAUGGUCCAUGUAGAUUGACAAAAAAACUAAAUUUCGAGGAGGGAUGUAUUAUAAAAAUAAAAGAACGUUUAAUCGUCCGUAAGCGGACCUUAUACUUAACUAUUUAAAAAAGUAUCACUGUGAUUUCUUGACAAAACGUUAUUAUUAUAAAAAAUAUAUUUAAAAAACCGCUAAAAAUAACCUACUACCUAUUUAAGAGAUCUCAUAUUGAAUUUAGUUAUAUUUAAAAUGGAAAUGUCUUUUUAUUUUCGUAAAAAUGCAUCGUAUAAAUUAUUUCGGGUAUCUUAGGAUGUAUUCUGGUCAUACAGAACUUACUUUCCGGUCGUUCAGAGGAGAGUUUUUAGAAUAAAUAGUAUUUGAGUUCUUCAUUCAAAAUAUGUAGUUUUAGUUUUUGUUUUCCCCUGGGAUACAUGUUUUAGUUUAUUUUCUUUAUUCUAUGAUACUUCAAAUAGUUUUGGGCCUCAUGUUUCCAUUUAUAUGGAGUAACUUCAGCUUUUUCAAAAAUGUUUUAAUCGCUUGCAAUGCCUGAUAUCAAAAUGCAAAUGCACUGUUUCAUUUUUCUAUUACCUAUUAGUGAACUAGUUACAGCUUCACACAAAAAUCUAAAAAUAAUGGAACAUAACAAACGCUAUAGGUGAAACUACAUAUAAAAAUUGCCCCCAAAGAUGUCCAAAUCUGGAUUGAACCAAGUUAAGUUAGAUUGCGUCAAAUUUCUUAAGAUAAAUUUUACCCCUAACCACAAAAACGUCUUUUUUCGAAAAUAAUGCUAUCCGGGCACAAUUUUGUACAAAAAAUUUUGAAAAAAGUACCGACACUAUAUCUACAUAAGUUUUUUUUGUCCGGAACCCCUUAUUGACCGAUUUUUCCCAAUUUUUGAUAUUGCAAACAUAGGAUAUCAAAAGCUGGCUAACUUAAAAACUCAAAUGUCCAUUUUUUCAGAUACCACAGUCAACAUUUUUAUUUGUUUCCCGGAAAAUGGCGAAAAUAGGAAAACCGUUUUUUUCAUGAUUUUCUUCAGUUUUUGACGUUUUUAGUGAGGAAAUGAGUACCUGGCUAGCACGGUAACUCACUGUAUAUGUGUAGGUUUUGUGACUUAGCCAAGCAUUCCUUAACUGACCCCAAAUGUCAAAAAUUAAAGAAAACGAAAACACGGUUUUUCCUUUUUUCACAAUUUUCACAACGGAACCUGGUAGAAUGCAAAAAAUAUAUGUAUACUUUAGGUUCUUGAGUCGCGAAGUUAUAAUAUCUUACUCUCAAAAUUCUUGAAAAUCGAGAAAACCGGCGUUUUUCCGCAUUCUAGAGAUUUCCUGGACAAGAAAUCAUGAUAGUGACCACGAACGUAAAAAAACACAUUACUAUAGUGAGUUGUGUUAGCCGAGUAUUUUUUAACCUAAAACGUGAAAAUCUGCGAAAAUGCGGUUUUUUCCAAUUUUUGCAAUUUUCCCGGAAACAAAUCAAGUUUUAGAUUGUGGAACCUAAAAUAAUGAAUAAAAAUACAUAUAUAGGUAAAGUUGUUAAGUCAGCUAGCUGUCUGUUUCAAAUUCCAAAAAUCCUAUAAAAAUGCGGUUUUCCGAUUUUUAACCUAUUCGAAAAAUAAUUUUUUCUCGAAUCUCCCAGUUCCCCAAAUCUAUCAAAAAUCACAAUUAUCUAGGAUAUAACAUGUAGCAUCGGUAAUUUUUCCGAAAUCUGUUGAGUAAAGUUGCAUCAGUCAAAAAUUAUUUUAGAAAAAACACGUUUUUAAGGUUAGGGGACCUAGGGGCGACCAAUCGGUCUUAAAAUUUGGCUAAAGCGAUUGGACCCAAUAUUUCCUAAUGGAGAUCAAUCUAUAUUUGGAUACACCUUUGGAGGCAAUACUCAUAUGUAAUUUCGCCUGCACUACAACCUGUUUCUAAUAGAUGUUUGUUGAAGCGGCGGAAAGUAAUUUCUGAACAUCCGCUAUUCACACGGUGUCCUUGCAAUAUUUGCAAAGAAGCUGUGUGAAUCCUUUUUUGUUUUUUAAUCAUCUUUCGGUAAUAGAUUUCGAUAAGACGCUUUUAAUGUUGAGCGUGUCCUGUUUUAUUUUUUUUUUUUUGUAUAUCUGUUGUUGUUUUAUUUAUUUAUUGCUACAAAAGAAUUUGUACAUAUUUAUUUUCGGUAAAUAUGUUUGAAUUUUUGAUUGAUGACUUAUGUUUUUACAUUCCCUACACUUUUUUCUUUUUUUUACGUCGGUGAAAUAUCCGCAUUUUUAUGUUUGUGGAGAGUGCCCAAUACGAUUUUUUUCCUAUAUUUUGAUCUGUAAACCUAUAUUAUUUUGAGAUAAGACUCUUUUUUUGGAAAUAUUCUUUUGGGGUUUGGGGAAUAAGGAAGUUUAGGUUGCGGUGUUUUCUUCCAGACUGAUGAUUUAUUAUGUUGAUAAUUUGAGUCGAGCAUAGUGUCUCUUUCAAUACAGUAGGGAAUGUAGAAACAUUCGAAGACAAUAGACUCCAACGCUCAGCAUUGAAAGUAUCUUUCUGGCUUUAAAGUUGUACAUAUUUAAAUUUAACGUUACCCAUUUGUAGUUUCAAAUAUCGCUAUUAUAAAUAUGAAGGCAUAUAGACAUAUAAAUAUUGUAGUAUAUAUUAUAUAAAAGAAAUCAAUCAUUUUUUAAAUUACAAUGUAAUAUAUAUGUGAAUAUAAAGUUUUAGUUUGGAUAAUUUAACCUCCUUUCUUUGAGUUUGUUAAGAUGUUCUGUACAGUGUAUUCUAGCUGUAAGUAAUACAUUAGGCUGCGUUUCAAAUGAUUAAGUGUAAGGAACAUUGUGAUGUCUAUAUAUAUGUAAAUUUUGUACAUACAUAAAAAUACUAUGUAUUGUGAGUAUACAUUAUUAUAACUAUUACGAUAA